Caenorhabditis briggsae is the source of this 903-nucleotide messenger RNA. It is a transcript of the gene Cbr-sre-23, whose product is annotated as Protein CBR-SRE-23. NCBI's taxonomy places the organism in Eukaryota, Metazoa, Nematoda, Chromadorea, Rhabditida, Rhabditidae. Gene Ontology annotation, cellular component: membrane. The coding region runs from base 1 to 903 and encodes 300 amino acids. The transcript is spliced from 7 exons. The record is from RefSeq and is a predicted model, not a curated record. Gene Ontology annotation, biological process: sensory perception of chemical stimulus.
AUGUGUCGUGUUUUGUUGUGGGCGUUCAAGUAUAGUUUGGCAAUUGAGAUCAGAGAUGCCAUUGACUGUAACGACGCAUGUCAUCAUUUUGGGAAAUGCACUUUUCAAGAGAAUAUGUUCGAUCCUAUAUUCAUAGCAGCUAAUAUGAGAUAUCACUACAUGUAUUUUGUUAUAACCACACCUAUGGGGAUUCUAACUGAGAGAAUAUUUGCAACGAUUCUCGUAAAAGAUUACGAGAAAAAGAGUCGUCGUUGGAUUUUCUGUUUGAUAUUUUUGGCUCAGAACUUGUUUGCUUGCACGAUGUCAGUGGUCACAACAACGAAAGGAAUCACUUUUCAAGUUCUUAUUUCCGCUGUUAUUAUAUCCUUGUUCUCUUCUGGAGUGAUCUAUGCACUGGUGGAGUACUUCAACCAGCAACGUCUUUUGUUAUUAGAAAGAGAACAUCGAACUACAAACUACACGUUGAGUAUUCGUUACCAACUGAAAGAGAAUCUGAAAACUUUAAAACUCAUGCGCCGUUUCUUCAUUUCAAUCAUCGCUAUUAUUAUUGCUAUGGGCCUUGCCAAUUCACUUCCAGUGAUCCUGAAUUUGGAAGAAGACGUAAUAAUGACUAUUCGAGUCUACAUGGAUUAUAUCUUUCACUCCAACCCAGUUUUCCUUGUACCAACGGCUAUCUUUACAAUUGAAAGUUAUCGAAAGUUUGCGUUCAACAAAGCCCGAACUACAUUUGGAAUGAGAGUGGAGAGCCAUAAAGUGGACAUCCGCAAACUUCGGCCAGAAGUGGAAAGAGAGACCGACACGUACUUCGCUAUCUUCGAAAGGCAGCUUGAAGGUGACGGUGCUUGUCGCGGAAAAAUGAGAAGCGGAUCUGUGAGAAAGCCAAAAAUUAACACGAAAUACUGA